AUGCCUACUUCUACUGCCACGGCGUCCAACACCAGUUCUCGGAGGACUCCUGGGCAGGUCCAGAAGCCUUCUGAAAAUGCUCAGAUUCCGCCACCACCAUCGCCGGACCAGGCUGGUCCCCCAGCAGAUGAACCGGCACCAAAAAGACCUAAGCGGACGCUCAAGCUGACUGCCUCUCAACGAGAGAGGAAAAGAGCCAUCGACCGCGAGGCGCAACGAAGCAUCCGCUUGAAAACCAAAAAUUAUAUUGCCCAUCUCGAGAACUUGGUCCGAAUUAUGGAGAAUGGGGCGUCGUCGGUAAGCCACGGCGAGAGCAGUGAGCAGCCCCUUGGACAGGCAAAACCUGAGGAUGGGCAAGAAAGACUCAGAUCGCUAUUGUCUCAGUUGAGGCAGAGCGAGGACGAGGUUAGACGACUAAGGGAGAUGGUCAAUGGGGUCCAGAAGCUGGUGGCAACGGCUCUGAAUCCAGGCGAGGGCCUGGUCGCACAACAACUCACCGGUGCUAAGGCUUCCGACAGCCAACAAUCCACAUUGAUGGCGACGCCCCUUCGAGGUGUGGUCCAUGAUCACCUCGAGAACAGCGCCUCCGUUUACUCACAUAGUUCGGAUUCAUCCUCGCCAGUGGUCGAACUAGGGUACCAGCCUUUUGAUCACCCGAAAUUUGCCGAGGCACCUGUGCCCAGCUACACCGCCAGGGUAGCAGGUCUUCGAGCCAUCCCUCCGCACCAUGCCGAUCGACUUGACAGUCUUGGAAGGUUAGUUCCUCCUGGCACAAUACUGGAACGGCCGACGUCAGAGCCCUUCGACAUUCUGAAGGACAGAGUCGAAGGUGAAUUGUUCUUCCUCUCGGAACGGGAAAUAAAUCGGGUCUUGGGAGGCGGCCACCAAUCCUUCGCGAACCAGAAUCUUGACGAAGAUAUCGCCAUCCGGGCAGUAUUACAUGGUUGGCGCGAUGUGCAGGACCUGUAUCUUCUGGACAGAGGCUGGCAGGCACUCAAGAGCAUUGACCAAUUCAUCUUCCGCGAAUGUGGCGUUGUAGAGAGAAUCGCCAUUCUCCACAUGAUGCGGCUGAAGCUGCUCCAUCAGAGCAACAUGUAUCCGCAGUUUCUGGCUCCGCUGCCUCCAUUCUUCCAGAGAGGGUCGACGGAAGACCCGGACAUCUUGGAGAAGACGCCUGUCAUCGAGCAUUUUGUUUGGCCCGGUCUACGAGUUGGUCUGUGCAAUAAUAAGAGGAGGUAUAUCAACAACAAGUUCUCGGAUUCUUUCAGACGAUCACUAAAAUUUCUAUGGCCGUACAAAGUAUCGGAUGUUUAUGAGAGAGAUCCUGUCACCCAGCUAUAUACCGUCAUGCCGGAAUUCAAACGCCGCGAAUGGGAUCUCCGUGUGUGGACGAUGAGAAGGGAUUUCUUUGCAGAUGCAAGUGAACUGGUAGGGGCGAUACCGAUGUAUGAGGCGCCAUUAGAUCGACCCCUGAUCCCAGCCGCACCAGCACUUAUGCAACCAGGCUUGUUUGCAGGACAUGCGUCCCGGCGGAUGCUUCAGAAAGCACCUGUUGGGGACACGAGCAAGCUACAAGCCACUGAGCCACAGAUAGAGUCGCCGCAUGCACCUGUCCAUGCUCACUCAUCUCACCACAUCGGCGGCCUGUCAUCAGUCACGACGACGACCAACAUACCUGUGGCGCAGAUUCCACAUGCCGCAGAGGUUGAAGCUUGGCUAGGGGAUCCUGAUCUGGUGCCGCAGUAUUGGAAUAUGGGGCAGGACAUGAAUGGGAACUAUGAGGCUGUGUCUCCUCAGUGGCCAAGUGGUCCACGAGGAUUCGGAAAUUGA
Messenger RNA from Fonsecaea nubica, 1830 nucleotides. RefSeq lists its product as hypothetical. NCBI's taxonomy places the organism in Eukaryota, Fungi, Ascomycota, Eurotiomycetes, Chaetothyriales, Herpotrichiellaceae. The transcript has a single exon. The record is from RefSeq and is a predicted model, not a curated record. Bases 1 to 1830 code for a protein of 609 amino acids.